Molecule: messenger RNA, 3929 nt
Organism: Hypanus sabinus (Atlantic stingray)
Lineage: Eukaryota; Metazoa; Chordata; Chondrichthyes; Myliobatiformes; Dasyatidae
Product: sialic acid-binding Ig-like lectin 5
Exons: 10
Coding region: 1-1911 (636 amino acids)
Source: RefSeq, a predicted model, not a curated record
AUGGCAGAGCAGCAAGCAGAACCGGCCCACGCCCACCCAGCUAGCCCCACCUUCCUGCAUCCGGCCUGUAAUCGUUCUAAACCACUCCCAUCCAUGGACCUACCCGAGUGCUUCUUAAAUGAUACCACUAUUCACUUCAAUUGCCAUUUCGCCGCUGCUGGGAUCCCGUCUCUCCUCUUGGACCGACUCUCCGCCGUGCCCCUCCUGCGCACUCGCCUGGAUCUUUCGAGCCCCUGGGAGCGGGUGACUGACGGCGUACUCGAGUGGACGAUGGUCGGGAAGUCUCUUUUCCUCCUAUCCCUUCUCCAAGGGGUGCUGCCGAGCGAAUGGACCAUGAGGGCCCUCCCCCACCGCGCCAUCAGCAAGUCUUGCGUGGUGAUCCCCUGCUCUUUCGACUUCCCCUCGAACCCUUACCAGUCCGUCCACGGGGCCUGGUUCAAGUACUGGUAUUACUGGAAGUACACUGUGUGUUACACAAAAAACCCCGACUACAGGAUGUCCGAAUUUAAGGGGCGAGCUAAGAUUGUUGGAAACCUGAGCGAGAGGGACUGCUCGCUGAGGAUCGAUAACCUCAGACGCUCGGACAGUGACGUCUACUUCUUCUACGUGGAACUGGAAGGGUUCAACUCUUACACCUAUACAACACCCGUCCAACUCCAGGUUCUUGAGGUUCCUGACAAACCAGAGAUCCUGCUGCCGGACACUCUAACUGAAGGCACUCGGGUGAAUAUCGUCUGCAAGGCUCUCUAUACUUGCCCUGAGCACCGUCCCUCUCUAACCUGGAGUGAGCUGGCCAAUUCCACCGUCAACGAGCUCGGGGAGCAGUCGAGUAGGGAGAUCUCCAAUGUGCUGACCUUCACUCCGUCAUUUGAUCUCCACGGGCAAACCAUUCGCUGUACGGUGGAUUAUUUUGAGACGAGUCAUCGACUGGAAAGCUCCAUCGUCCUGAAUGUGAGAUAUCCCCCGAAGGAGACCAUGGUACGGAUGACUUUACGUGGGAUUAGCGCUAUAUCUCUGAGUUGUUCCAGCGAGGCCAACCCCAGCGCCGUUGAGUUCUCCUGGUUCAAGGUCUCUGGCACAGAGGAGGAGACUGACCUGGGUCUGGACAAUGAAACCAUUACAGUAGUCCUUGCCACCGGGAAGGACGCUGUCUCCUACUACUGCAGGGCAACAAAUAUCAUCGGGAGCUCUCGGUCCCCAUCCGUCCAAAUCCCAAAGCAAUAUGAAGCCAGCAUCCUGCACUCCUCGAACUGCACCAGAUAUCCCACCAACGUGACCUGCUUCUGCAUGAUACAGUCCAUCUCCGCAGUGGACACAACCUGGGGACUCCUGGGCCAGAUGCUGGAGACGAAGGGUGCACGCACUGGCUCCUUGAUGAUCAAGACGCUGAACGUCCACUGGGAAAACCUGAUGGAGGAUGACAAUGAACAGCAGACCUCCCUGGUGACCAGCACACUGACCAUCCAUGGGGAUAACCAGACGAUAGCGACUGUGAAGUGCUCGGUGGCAAACCCCUACGGGUUACCUCCCUCAGAAAUGGAAUUGAAGGUUCUGGUUGACAGCAACCAGGGAAAUGAUCUCAGAUCCUCACAGAAGAUCCCGAUCAUCCCUUUGGCUGCUGUGGGAGGUGUCGUGUUAUUCAUCAUCUUGAUCGCCGUUGGUGUCAUUGUCAAGCAGCGUCGGAGACCUUACAAAGCUUCCCUGGAAGCAAAGGGUGGGCUUGAAAUGGCGUUGGGGAAGGAGAACGAGAAGGACAAGAAAUGUGGACCGAAGUCUGUCCAGCAGACUGCCAAGCACCAGGAGUGGGUGUUUGAAGACCCGGAUACCAGGUCAAGCCAGCACCAGACUAAAUACACUGACAUUUACGAGAACACUGCUAUGGAUGGUAGUGAAUUGUAUGCAAAUCUAUAAUGACUAAAAAUUGCGUUUAGAAUCUGAAAAAAGAGGAGAAGAAUGACUCAAAGCAUUAGUCGAUCAACUUAUCAUUUCAUAUCCAUCCAUCAGCUCUCCGACGUGCUAGAAAAAGCAAUCAAAGUAGUCCAAUCUCUGCUUUUCGCUUGUACUCUCUAAUGUAGGCACCAUCCUGUUAAAACUCUUCUGCACCUUCUCCCCACCUGUAAGGGGGCGGCCACACUCCAUAUCCCCUGAAAUGGGGCGACCAGAACAGCACACAGAACUCUAAGUAUGGUUUGGCCGAAGUUUUAUACAGUUGCAACAAGACUCGCUAACGUUUAUAUUCAAUGCUCCGAAUGACAAAGGCAAGCACGCUGUCCGGUUUCUUUAUCACGCAAGCCACUUGCGUUGCAGCUUUCAGAGAGCUUCUGAUUUUCUGAUGGGAAUGUUGUUUGUGAUUUUUGUAAUGCCAUUUUUGUACUUCCUGUAAUGCACUCAGUGGCCACGUUAUUAGCUACACAUGUACACCUGCUCGUUAAUGCUAAUAUCUAACCAGUCAAUGAUGUGGUAGCAACUCAAUGCAUAAAAGCAUGCAGCCAAGGUCAAGAGGUUCACUUGUUCAGACCAAACUUCAGAAUUGGAAACAAGAUGUGAUCUACUAUGCCUAGACUGUGCUAUGAUUGUUGGUGUCAGGCGGGAUGGUUUGAUUAUCUCAGAGUCUGCUGAUCUUCAGGGAUUUUCACACAUAAUGGUGCUUGAAAUUUACACAGAAUGGCGUGGAAAGAAAACAUCCAGUCCGUGGAAGUUCUGUGGGCGAAAAAGCCUCGUUAAUGAGGGAGAUCAGAGAAGAAUGGCCAGACCGGCUCAAGGUAGCAGGAAGGCGACAUCAACUCAAGCGAACGCACGUUACAGAAUGGUGUGUGGAAGACCAUCUCUUAACGCACAAUACUUCGAAACUUGGAUUGCACGGGCUAUAUCAACAGAAGACAACGAACACGCGGAAUUACAUUCCAUAGCACUUUAUAAGAUGCUAUUGAGCGUACAUGGACUAAAGUAUGCAUAAGAAGCAGGUUCCAUUUCUUGUUAAUUUUCAAUAUGAUCAGUGUCGACUCUGGUUGGUAGAUUUCAAACGGAGUGGUCUGAGGAGCAAGGAAGGAGCUGCUGAGAUGUAACGACCCGUUCGUUGUGGGACAAGCGGACACAGAUAGGGUUCGAAAUGCCCACGUCGCCAAAUAAGGAAAGAGAUUAAAGGUGAUUUUUCCUUAGUAUAUAUGCUAAAAUAAAAUAAGACAAAAUGGUGUAAGCUUGGAGUAGGUUUGUUUUGAGUAGGUGCAAGAGAACUACCGUAGAGCAGCACGGUAUUGCAGUGGUUAUCACACGCUUUACACAGCUUCAAUUCCCGCCGCUGCCUGUACGUUUUCCCCGUGAUCACCUGGGUUUCCUCCGAGUGCUCCAGUUUCCUCCCACAGUCCAAAGAUGAACCCGUUGGUAGGUUGAUUGGUCAGUAUACACUGUCCCAUGAUUAGGCUCGGAUUAAAUCGGGGGAUCACUGUGCUCGAAGGGCCGGAGUAAGUAAGUAAAUAACUUAAAACAUUAAAAAAAACACUCCACAAGGAUGUUUUGAGAACCUCCAAGCCUACAGAAGUAAUAGCAGAGAGUGGUGAAAAACAGGUUUGUCUGAGGAAGAUGAGAUCAUUGUGCAGGCGCAGGUACCAAAUACGGGAAAGUGCUGGGGUGAUAAUUAUAUUAGGCUUUGAAGGAAUCUUAAAGGGUCCAAAAAAGGGGCACUUCCUUCGUGCAGGGAGAGAGCAUUGUAUUAGACUAGAUUAGGACAGGGACAAGUACGCCGAGGGGGAUAGAGUAUGUUGAGUCAGAGUUAGAGAGGGAGAGAAGGCUGUGUGAGGCUUGUCGGCAUUCAGCUCGUUCAGUGGAUAAUGAAUAGUAUUUUGAUCUCUGUACUGCUACUACUAUAGACAUUUGGUUUCCUUUUUGUAUUGAAUUAUACUAGUUCUAAUAAACCGUUUCCGUGUUCUUUA